Messenger RNA from Arctia plantaginis, 2703 nucleotides. Lineage: Eukaryota; Metazoa; Arthropoda; Insecta; Lepidoptera; Erebidae. The record is from the annotation of a GenBank genome assembly.
AUGAACGAAAAGGGUUGCGAAGGCGAACAGUCGUCUUCUUCGUGGGAUAUCGCGGGGCCAUCGUCUUUGGCAGCCAUUCUGGACACAGUGUUUACAUCCACUGAAUCUGACAGUCAACUAAGGAACGAACGAAUGGAGUGUGAUGCUCUAUUUGCUGAAAGUGAUGAUGAUGUAGAGGUGCUGCCGUCAACUGGAGAUGUAGCUACAACAACAUCUAAUGAACCGCCUAAACCAGUGUCCUCUAACUACGUGAAUUCAACAACACCUAUCCAACCAUAUGAAGUGAACAUAUCACUGAGUCAUCCAUCAGACUCUCACACACCUGUUCCAGAAGAAUACCAACCUCUGCCUGAUAGUUCUAGUUCCCUUGACUAUUCUUUUGGUUCAAACAACCCUGACAGUACGGAUGCCAGUGGCCAGAGAAGGAUUCCGGACGUCAACAUUCGAUACCAACCUAAACCACAUAAUCAAAGUAAUUACUAUUAUCCAAACUAUCCUUACUUAAAUCCUUCAAGGGAAUAUUUGUAUCAUAAUAAUUUAGUUGUUCUUACUGAUAAUAGGAAUUAUUUAUCUCAUCCACUAUCAUACGCAAUGCCCAACAGGACCCAUAUGUCUGAAAAUCAACCAGAGUUUGUUGAAAAUGUAGAUAUAGGAACAUACAAUGUUAAUCAAGCUAGUGCUGGAAGAAAUACUACUCAGCCAAGCAGCUUAGAACGCCCAAGUCGAAAGUUGAACAUAUCUCCGAGGAGAAGACAAUCAAAAGAAAGUGAUCCAUCAAAUUUAAUAGAAGUUAGUUCAGAUGACGAAGAUUAUAUAAAUGUGCCCAGAAAGAAACAGUGUGGUAAUGGUGCAGGAAAUCAACAAGAGAAUGCUAAUAGAAAUGAAAACCAGACAGGCAACAACUUAGAAGGUAGACAAAGGGUGGAGAUCAAAGGAGAACCUGCAGAACAUAUGGAGAGUGAUGUGCAUGAAUCCAGAUCAAGACAAACAUUAGCUACAGAAAGCGGUCAAAACUUGCCGCCUGAGCUAAGCAGGUCUGGUGUAAAGUUACAAGUUAAACAAGAGAACUCUGGUUGUGCUACAAGAGGUAGUUGCAGUUAUGGAACUAAUCAAAUAACUCCUGCCUCUUAUUAUACAUAUUGUCAAAGAUGCAACAACUGUCAUGAUAGAUCUGAAUCUUGUAGGCCUAUGUACCAGAAUUCAAAUAAUGCCAUCAGUAGUGGAGGUGAGGGUACUUCAAUGGUGCAAGUAAAACAAGAACCCUGCGUGCAACAACCUGUUGUCAAGCAAGAAACUUUGAAGAAAGAAAAUACAGUACUGGCAGGAACUUCUAUUAAAAGAGAAAAUAUUACACCAUGUCAAGUGAAAACAGAGCCAAGAGUUGCAAAUCCUACUACUAGAGAAAAUGUUUCUGUGAAGCCAGAGCAUAUCGAUGCAGGGGGUGAUAUAAGGAGAACACAGGAACCAUCUCCUCAGCCAGGAACUAGUUCAAGAAAUCAAGGGUCAGAUUCUAGAACAACUAAUAACCAAGAGACACAAGGCAACGACCCUCCAGGUGGCUUCCUGUCUGCACCUGAUUUACAACUAGACUGGGUGUCUGAUUCAAGCUCUGAUGAUGGUGUCAUGGUGGUAGGAGACGAUAACAAUACUCAACAGGAAGUAAUUGAUUUAACGGGGUCGCCGUUGCGAACAAUAGCAGAAGCGCGAAUAAACGAAUCGGCAUCGGAUGAAUCGAUCUCAUCGUGGGCAACCGGAAUGCGUCGUAUAAUACGCGGUAUCCCGCAACGUAUAUCAACUUAUAGGGACCAUUCAUCAAUACACAUGAACCACAUGCCUGAGGUGCCCGCGUCCUUACUGCGAGGGAACAGAACGCGUGUGUCGUGCGGGUCGUGCCAACGCUGCUGCUGCGGCCACGCGCAGUGCGUGUGCGGCCGCACCGCGCACCAGCCGCACGCGCACGCGCACUCGCACUCGCACCCGCCGCACGCCGCCCACCACGCGCACCACGCGCACCACGCGGGCCGCGCCCCACCUGCGCACAUGGGUGAACGCCGCCGUGACGGUAUGCCAGUCGCACCGCCGUACCUGGUUCACGAAAGAUUAUGGCAAAGACAACAUCAUAUGCUGGAGAUGCAGCGCCGCACCAUGAUGGGCGACACGUUCGGGCCGGUGUUGCCGCCCGUGCCGGUGCCUGUGCCUCUGCCGCCCACCGCCGUACUUGCGUUCCCUGAUGAGUUAGACCGCGAUUACGGAGGCAGCUCUCAACAACCUAUGAUACUUGAUCGGCAACACGUCCACCAUCAUCACAUGCACCAUUAUCUACAGAUGCAUCCGUCGCCACCGCAUCUACACAUUUCUAUACAGCCCGCCUUCAUGACGAGACAGGGCGCGGGCAUCCUGGCAGCGGCCAUGCUGCGCGCGGCCGAGGAGGACGAGGCGCGGCUGUGGCGCGGGCGCGGCGCGUCCGUGGCCGUCAUCGAGCGCAACACGUACCGCCACGCCUACCGCCCCGCGCCGCAGCACCAGGACGAGAAGUGCACCAUCUGUCUCUCUAUAUUCGAGCUCGACUCCGACUGCAGACGGUUACCUUGCAUGCAUCUGUUCCAUAUGGAAUGUGUGGACCAGUGGCUUAGCACCAAUAAGCAUUGUCCCAUCUGUCGUGUGGAUAUUGAGACUCAUCUUAACAAGGAUGCUACUUUCUAA